Messenger RNA from Sycon ciliatum, 3388 nucleotides. Its product is annotated as adipocyte plasma membrane-associated protein-like. The transcript has 9 exons. Lineage: Eukaryota; Metazoa; Porifera; Calcarea; Leucosolenida; Sycettidae. Gene Ontology annotation, cellular component: endomembrane system. Gene Ontology annotation, biological process: biosynthetic process. Gene Ontology annotation, molecular function: strictosidine synthase activity; hydrolase activity. Bases 495 to 1781 code for a protein of 428 amino acids. The record is from RefSeq and is a predicted model, not a curated record.
CGAUAGCCCAUUCCGACAGGAGAAGAAUGGCCCUGGAUCAUUCUUGAUCUCGUGAUGUUUCUUCCUUGGAGUUGGACAUCCAGGCAAACCAUGUUCGAAAUGUCUUGUCAGUCUAGCAUAAUUGCUCUCCUCCAGCUGCGUGCUCGACACGUGUGGGCCAAGCAUCAGCCGCCCUGGCUCAGGCUGACUGAGGAGCAAAAUCAUUCUGUAGCUACUGCAUACGGACCUCGGCAGUGAUUCAACUAUCGUCGAGCUGCAUAGCUAUUUCCAGUAACCGUUUGUGGCACAGAACCUGUCAGAAAAUGCGACAUUACACCAGAAAAAGAGAGAACGAAGCUGGCUGGCAUGGAUGAGCUAUCGAUUAGAGUGACUGUCACGUUGACUGGUGGUGUUCUAACCGUUAUUGGUCGGAGAACUCAGAUGUGACUUGUUGUGCAGCGUAAGUGCAUUAGCGGGUUUUAGCACAAAACGGGCGCACGUACACAACAGGAGAGAUGGCCACGGACGUGAGGGUCAGAAUGACUUACGGGGCAAAUAGCCCCGACAGUCGCACGCUGCUGGAGGACGAUUCCAAGGAGCGACGCAGCCGAAAACGCCUAUCAUGCUCACGGUGGGCAAUUUGCCUCUCAGCCAUCACCGCACUGGUUCUGAUGGUAGUGGGAUACGUGGCAUACCAGGCGUUCAUAGCCGACUGUGUGAUCGACCCACCAUACAUAGGUUCUUUGCCACCACCUCCCCUGACAGGUGUUUUGUCAGCGGAGUCCGCGGAGAGUCUGGCGGAUGCCGAGUUGCUCUUCCCCAAACUGUUUAACGCGCCCGAAUGUCAGGCUUGGGAUGAAGAUGGUGCCAUGUACACGGGUACGGUCAAUGGAGAUGUGUGGAAGUUGGAAUACGGUGCACACAAGCCAACACUCAUUGGCAGAACGGGUAAAAUAGGAUGCACAAAGUCCGACGCCAUCCCAUCUGCAGCCUGCGGGCGUCCACUGGGCAUCAGGGUCCUGCCUGAUAAGAAACUGUUGAUUGCGGAUGCAUAUGUGGGUCUGAUCAAGCUUAAUCCGGUGGACGGCGUCAUCGAACCCCUAGUGCCUUUCAGAACGCUAGUUAACGGCAGGCCCAUGCUUAUAGCUGAUGAUUUAGCUGUAGCACCGGACGGAGUAGUGUACUUCAGCGACGCUUCAACCAAGUUCACAUUGCUAGAGGCGUACUACGAUCAUGUGGAAGCGGGUGCCAACGGACGCGUCAUACGCUAUGAUCCGAAAACAGGUGAAACCAGUGUAUUCACUGACAACUUACAUUUCCCUAACGGAGUGGAGCUGAGUUUUGACCAGUCCAGCAUCCUUGUAGCCGAAACUAACAUCUAUCGAAUUAUUCGUGUAUUUCUCUAUGGUGACCGUGCCGGGCAGUGGGAGAUCUUCGCUGACAAUCUGCCCGCACAUCCGGACAACAUCCGCCGUCACCCAGACCAUGGCUACCUGGUGGGGCUGUCCGGAAUUCGAACUUGGGACUUGACCGUGCUGGAGCACUACCCGUUUCUUAGACGUCUGCUUAUCAACACGGUGGACAUUGACGAGAUAGCCGGCAAGUCGAGCAAGUACAGCUUGUGUCUGCACAUCAGCGACAGCGGGGACAUCCUGCGUAGCUGGCACGACGCUGAGCCACGCGUCUACGGUAGCCUGACGCAGUGUAGUAUACGCAAUGACGGGUAUAUGUAUCUCGGAUCGUUCAGAAACCGCGGUGUCGGCAAAGUGAAGCUGACCAAGACACUGUCCCAGGGAGGGUAAUGCCGGAGUCACCAUUCCAUGUUUUAUAAAUUUUUGAUUGGUAAAUGUAUUAUCAUUAUUAUACGCUUGUUCGCGUUGACAUCACCAAGCAACCUUGACUAGUCUUCGCAUAAGCCAAAUGAACAAAAGAAAUGAGGAACAAGCGAGGCCAAUGAGGUGAACACACGCGUGCAACUGCAGAAUAGGCAAAAGGAAUAUACAUCGGUAAAAGAGUUCGAUAUGUUGUUGCACAGUGAAUGCGGAGAAAGAGAGCGGUCUGCUCUGAAACCUCUUCCUAUGGAUGAAGCUGCAGGAAGCCUCACCGCUGCUACUAAAUUCCAUGUUUUGACACACAAUUUCACUAUCCCAUGCCAUGGAGAGUAGUGGGCCACUACCCCCGGCCCAUGGGAGGGUAAUGAGUCUACUAAUGAAUGACUCACUGUUUCAUAUCAAGAUACCAUCCCAGGGAGGCAAACUAGUCGCCGUGCCAUACCAGGGGCGUUGUACACGCUACGAUCUUGACCGUGCAAGUACCGCUAUUUGCUCCAUGUACCCCAUGAAUCAAUAAAUUCAUGCCCUGAUCUGGGCUCUAACAUUUUCAGAGUAUUCAGCAGAGACCCCCGCUCCGCAGCCUCGAGUAUACGUCAGAUGGCUGACCGUAGCACUCUGAAAUACCUUCCGAUACCCCGGGUACCCCUGCAUACCAAACCACUAGCCCAGGGAGGGUCACGGUAGAUCACAAUUCCAUUGACACGCUUACUUAACUACUGUUGCAGCUUGUCGUAGGUGUUGAACACUGUGACGUGUGUUGGUCAAGGUUACUUUGUAAACUCAUUAUUUGUAUCAUUAUCUCAUGGCACAUGUCAUGAUGACGGCCAGUAAAACUGAGACAAGGGUGAAAGCCAACCACAGCAGUGAAACAGAUAAAAGAAUACAAAUAAAAGGCAUUACAUCACAGUACUGGCAGGAGAGCGACUGCGCCACACUUACCACUGUUCUACUUGCAUAGUGAUCAUGGUGAUGACCUUGUUUAGUGCCUAGUGUUGCUCCGCUUUGCUAUCUGUGGUACCAGCUUUUGUGCGGGAUUCACAGAAGCUUUUUUGCGAUGUGACUGCCGCGAAACCGGGAAAUCCCCUAACCGCAGCCAUCUCGCACCCACACAACUGCCGCAACUGGGCCACCGCAGAAGUUGAGCUUGGCUCAACAUUUGCGAUGCGACAAGCGAUUUGGCGUACGAUUUUGACCUUUUCUACAGCAAAGUUGUACGAAGGUUCAAGAGUUGCCUAUAAAUCUGUACAAGUUGUACCAAACCUCGCGAAUACCAUAGUGACGUACCCACCUGCAUUGAACUUCGAACCGAAUCCGCAAGACGUUAUCGCAUCGCCGACUUCUUCUGUGAAUGGUAUUUCGCGAGUUCGCAUCGCACGCAUCCGUCGCAGAUCACGUCGCAUCGCAAAAAAAGCUUCUGUGCAUCCCGCUUUACUACUAUCGGUGACAUUUCUCUCUUUUUUCAAGUUUUUUGUUUGUUUGUUGUGGAUUGAGUAUGUAUUCUUUUGUGCAGUUCGACUUUUAGUCCUUUUUACAUGUACAUGUACACUCCUAUCUCUCUUAUGUGCACCUCGAAGUCA